AUGAGUGCAGUGGCAGCGCAACCCGAGGCUGAGGCGCCUCCAGAGCGGUUCCCACCACGAUCGGUGCACUAUUGCGAGAUAUGUACUUUUCCGUAUGAGUAUUGCGAAUACGGCUCGUCGUUGACCAAGUGCAAGGCGAACUUGGAAUCGCGUGACCCAGUCUUGUUCAGCAGUUUGUACUCGGAGGAGGCGAUCACGGACAAGCUCAAGUCGCUUACUACCGAGCAGGCCGAAUCGCUUGAGCGUGAAAGUGCGAAGCGUGAGCGCAAGGCGGAAGCGAAGGCGGAAAAAGAGCGCGCGCAGCUUGCGUCGUCCAAGGUGAUUCUUUCGCGUGUCGCGCGUACAAAGCGUAAAGUUAUUACAUGUAUCACUGGAUUGCAUCUUUUCUCUCCGCCGCUGCCUGCAUUGAAAGUGAUUGCAAAAGGACUUUCCUCGCGUUUUGCGACGGGCGCAUCGGUCUCGCAGAGUAUCCAGAACCCUGGAGUUGACGAGAUUCAUAUCCAGGGAGAUGUUCUGGAUGAGGUGAAGAAAAUGCUUCUGCAGCGCGCUAAACCGUUUGAGAAGAUGCCGUCUGUCGAGGACGGCGGCCUGUUAGAAAAGAAUAUUGUCAUUGACGAAAAGGCCAAGUAG
Malassezia vespertilionis is the source of this 630-nucleotide messenger RNA. It is a transcript of the gene TMA22, whose product is annotated as Translation machinery-associated protein 22. Lineage: Eukaryota; Fungi; Basidiomycota; Malasseziomycetes; Malasseziales; Malasseziaceae. The transcript is spliced from 3 exons. Gene Ontology annotation, biological process: formation of translation preinitiation complex; translation reinitiation. Gene Ontology annotation, molecular function: translation initiation factor activity; mRNA binding. Bases 1 to 630 code for a protein of 209 amino acids. The record is from RefSeq and is a predicted model, not a curated record.